AUGCAGGCCGAUCCGGCAAAGUUUCCAAAUGGCAUCAAGUGGCUUGCAGAACAACUGCAUGGCCUUGGGUUCAAGUUCGGUAUCUAUACCAGUGUUGGAGAGACGACAUGUGGUGGAGGCCAGCCUGGGAUCAUGGGCCACAUCCAGAUCGAUGCAGCAACCUUUGCAUCCUGGGAUGUGGAUUACGUCAAAGUGGAUCGGUGCGGCUGGCCUGGGGAAUUAUUCUUUGCACCAGGCCUUGACGUUGGGGACCUACCGGAGUUUGCACGGAUCGUUGCUGGCAUCGACUACCCUGAAAACGGCAACUGGGACUGCAAGUAUCCGGCAUCCUUCUAUCAAGUGUCUGGCCGGGUGGAAGGCUACCAAAACUUCAGCGCGGCAUUAAACAGCACGGGUCGGACAAUGUACCUGGAGAUUUGUGAUUGGGGCGAAGAUGACACACUUGCGUUCGCGCCACAAAUCGCAAAUUCUUUUCGAGUGCUGUGGGACAACUUUCCGCAGUGGCACCGCGUCGAAGAGAUAUAUGAGUACUAUGCCCAGGUGCUAGCAAUUCCAGCUUCAACGAGACCUGGCGCAUAUGCUUUCGCAGACAUGCUGGAGGGGGGAGUUGAUGGCUUCCUGUACAACAGGGACACUUUCCCGGCGUCCAACUUGACAAGAAGGGAGGCAGCAACCGAGCAUGCGAUGUGGUCAAUGUGGAGUUCCCCUCUGAUCCUCGGCUAUGAUGUUGCAAAGCCUAGCAAGGCGUGGGUAACCGAGAUCAUGAAGAACCCAGCUCUCCUCAAGAUCAAUCAGGACCCUUUGGGCAUAGCUGCCCGCCUCGCCGUCCGGAAGCAGAAGAAUUUUUGCCCCAUCUCCGAUUGUUACCACACAGAUGUGUGGGUGAAACCGCUUGCUGAGGGUGACGUGGCUGUGGCACUGGUAAACGUCGCCGGGGCCUACAAUCAGAACAACAUAUUCUACACAACAGAAUCUAUUUCGGUAGCGUGGGAGACGCUGUGGCUCAGUCCAGAAACCAACGUCUCAGUGUAUUCUGCAACGGAGCAGAAGGACUUGGGCGUUAUGAGUGGAUCUGUUUCGAUGGAUGUUGAACCACAUGGCGAAAUCUGUGCACGCGUCAGCGAUGCGCUUCGCCGUAAGGGCCAGACGCCGGAUGCGCUGUUCGACGCCUUGGCCGCCGGUGGACAAGAAGUUCGCUGGCCGGACUUCCGGGCCCUCUUCGCGCAGCUUGAGCCUUCUUUGGGAGAGGGACAGCUACAGCAGCUGUGGAUCACCUUCGAUACCAAUGCCGACGGUGGCAUUUCCCGCGAGGAGUUCAAGAAGCAGCUUGCGAAUGUUCAGGCUUCGGCCACAACGGGUGUCACACAGCCAUCCACGUCCCAGGCUCGCCCGGCACCGUCGCUGAAGGACAUCUGUUUGCGUGUCAGCGACGCCUUGCAAAGGAAGGGGCAGACGUCGGACGCGCUGUUCGACGCCUUGGCCGCCGGUGGAGAAGAAGUUCGUUGGCCCGACUUCCGCGCCCUCUUUGCGCAGCUGGAGCCGUCGUUGUCAGAAGGUCAGCUACAACAGCUCUGGGUUACUUUCGACACGGAUGCGGAUGGUGGCAUCUCUCGGGAGGAAUUCAAGAAGCAGCUGGCCAAUGUUGAGGCUUCAGCAAAAGCUGGCGUCACCAAAACGAACGUCUCAGAGGAAGUCUGCUCAAUGGUCACUGCCAUGCUGCGCAGAGAAGGGAAGACCCAGGAUCAGCUGUUCGAUGCCUUGGCCAGUGGCCGCCAAGACGUGACGUGGUCUGAUUUCCAAGCUCUCUUUGCUCAGCUGCUGCCGGAUCUGGCAGAGAGCCAGCUGCAAGAGCUGUGGCAACACUUCGACAAAAAUGGAGACGGCGGUGUCUCCAGAGAAGAGUUCCAUCGCGCUCUGGGCACGGUCAGCAAAUCUGCCGAGGAAGCAGCGCAGGAUGGGGAUGGCAGCGUCACGCGCGAAGAGUUCCAGUCGGGCUUGCAGCCCGGGUCCGUGGCAGCCCUCGCGCCUGCCAUGCAGGCCGGUGCUCCGCCGGAUACACAAAUCCAGGCGCCUUCAGAUCUGACGUCGGCACUUUGGGCUGCCAUAUCUGAGGUGGCUGCCUUGAGAGCACCGGGUGCGCCAAGAGGAAGCCAAGCCUUGCAGCAAGCGGUGCGGCAGCAACUCGCAGCCUUUGACAACACGCAGACGGGCAUGCUGGAUCCUGCGGGUUUUGCCAAGGCAUUACGCUCCUACAGCCCGACCCUGCCGGAUGUGGCCCUCCAGGUGCUGAGGCAACAAGUCUGUGAAGCUGACGGGACGGUUCAGAUCGACAAGCUGGUGAGCCAGAUUCUGCAGCCUCCGGAGCCUCCACCGCCAAGAUCUUCCCUGGUGAGGACUGAGGCGCCUGUCACAGAGGCUGGGGGCCCACUCUGGAGCGCGUUGCGCAGGCUCGGAAGGUGGUAG
This is a messenger RNA of Symbiodinium necroappetens, 2463 nucleotides long. The record is from the annotation of a GenBank genome assembly. NCBI's taxonomy places the organism in Eukaryota, Dinophyceae, Suessiales, Symbiodiniaceae.